Messenger RNA from Drosophila innubila, 1066 nucleotides. RefSeq names its product protein obstructor-E. Gene Ontology annotation, molecular function: chitin binding. Bases 134 to 880 code for a protein of 248 amino acids. The record is from RefSeq and is a predicted model, not a curated record. NCBI's taxonomy places the organism in Eukaryota, Metazoa, Arthropoda, Insecta, Diptera, Drosophilidae. Gene Ontology annotation, cellular component: extracellular region. The transcript is spliced from 2 exons.
UCGAAAUCGUCAGCUCGUUGCUUGCACAUCGCGUUCGCUGCCCGCCUCUGAACGUAACACAGUGUCAAAAGGACUACAUUUGAAGGAUAAAUAUCCUCAAACACACACAUACACACACUCACACACAUACAACAUGGCCAAAAUAGUGAUCAGUGCUUUGUUGUGUCUAGCCAUGUUUGGCUCAAUGGCCCAAGCAGCUGGCGCCGGCGCCUGCCGUGAAGCGAAUGGCACUGCACCUGUUUCCGGAUCGUGUGAUGCCUACAUCGAGUGCAAGAAUGGCGUGGCCGAGGAGAAGCUCUGCCCGGAUGGUCUGCUGUACAAUGAGAAGUCCACUGGCUAUCCAUGUGGAUACCCCAUUGAUGUGGAAUGCAACCAAGCGACUGCUCGUCUACAGGCUGCCCAGCCCUCGGAAAAUUGCCCUCAUCAGUUUGGAUACUAUCGCAUGGGGGAUGCCAGUCAUUGUGGUCAGUUCAUGAACUGUGCGGCGGGACGUGGAUUUGUGUUUGAUUGUCCCGUGGGAUUGGCCUGGAACCCGGCCACCUACAAAUGCGACUGGCCCGAUCAGGUCGAGGAUUGCGAUGCUGAGGCAUUCUUGGGCUUCCGUUGUCCAGCACCAGCUCCUAAGUCAGAUCUGCUGGGCGUGCAGGAGGAGGAUUAUACAUUCCAUGCAUCGGAUAGCGACUGCCAAGUGUACUUCAUCUGUAUUGAGGGUCGCCCACGUCGUAUUGGCUGCGGCGAGGAUCAGGCUUUCAACCAGGAGCUGAAGCAGUGCGACGACAUUGAAAAUGUGCCCAACUGCAGUAGUGACAUCAAGGCCAAGGGAGCCGAGAUCAAGGCGGCCCGUGCCAAUGCCGCUGCCCUUCGUCGCAAGCAGAACUAAGCGAAGCUGAUUGAUAGAAGAAGAAGAAGAAACAGAAGAAGAACUGGAAAGGUUUUGGAUAUGCAAAACACAGGCAAAGAGCUGCUCGAGUUUUCUAGUCUUUAGUUAAAGGGUGCCAAUCAAUUGAUGUGCCAAUCUAUUGUAUAACUUUUCCCACACACAAUAAAAUGUCGAAAAUUUCAAUAA